AUGGAUUAUGAAACGAAUGAAAUCUUAGGUAAACAAGCGUUCUAUUGUGAAAUAUGUGGUGCAUAUGAAAGCCCAGUUUGGUUUCAAAACCGGCGAGCGAAAUUUCGGAAACAGGAACGUCUGGCACAGCAGAAAGCCUCCAAUCAGAAUCAAUCAAACAAUUCAGCCGACAGUCCCAAUCCUCCAUCGAUCAAAGCGGAAGGUGCCGGCACAACCACAAAGAACGGCCAAGGGAUGCAGAAGGAUGUGAAACCAAGUUCACCGAAUUCCAGCGUUAGCACCACCCCUAAUUCGAAUACCAGUAGCAUAUCGAGUCAUCAUUCUUCGAAUGGUAUCGAUAUCAAACCUGCUAAUAAUGGUAAACUUUCGGACGAAUCGAUGUCCAACAACAAUAAAUGGGCUGCAAUGAGCCCGCAGUCCUGCAACACCGCCCUGCUGGUGCAACAAGCCAACAAAGUUUUGUCCUCUCAGCCCAGCCAUCUUCAGUCACACCAUGCAGCUGCUGCUGCUGCUGCUUUGUCAUCACCAUUCACCUCUUUGCUGGGACCGAGUGGUGCUGCAUCUUAUCUACUGGGCGACCAUCUGAAACCGACCGCUGCAAAUCAUUUAUUUUAAAAAUUGUGUUUCUAUGGACUUAGCGUACCCCUUAAGUAUCAUCUCAGUUUAUGUGACUUUUUUUAAAUGUUGUGUUUGGAUCCUGUACUUACUAGUAAGACUAUCCGAAACUUUUGCGCAUUCAACGUAAGUAAGGAAAAUAAUAUGGAAUCCGUCUUCGACUUGAAUUUAUCUAGUUAUACGACUUGUAUACGGAUGAAUGUGUAUAAUAAAUGAUGCAAAAUAUCUAUACUCUUAUACGAUGAUUUUCAUGUGGCUCUUACAUAUUUUUGUAUUUUAAUUUAAAUAAAUAUCGUCCUUCAUGCACAUGUAAUGUGGUAUUAGAACGAAUAAAUGUGCAGUUAAUGUAUUUUAAAAGAUACAAUUUCUAAGUUGCCUUUGUUUGUUUUUUACAUUUUUUAUAUGUUUUAUAUAUUUUUUAUACUGUUUAUUUGUUGAAGGAAAACGCCUGAUUCAGUGAUCCUUAUUAUUACCAUGGGCGAGGAAACUGACGAAUAAAUAUUUUAUAAAGUUUUGUGAUUUUUAUAAUAUUGUAAAUAUGUGUAAAUUAUUUGGUACAUCGUCCAAUAGCCAGUUAAGUCGAGUAGUUGUAAGAAUAGAAUCUUCCGAAUUUUAUGAAAUACACUCAUUAGGCGACAUAUUGAUUUUGAUUCAAAGUAUAAAUUAUAAGGGCUAUAAUAAUUGUUUUAUGCAAAUAACUGUAUAGUAGGUAAGGAAACUUCGGUUCUAUCAACUUCACUAAGUGGAAUGAGCAACUAAGAGGGAUAAUUGUAAAAGUUACUAAAGUAGAGUGCUAAGAAUGUUACCGAUUGACAAAGGGGAAAAGCCAUUAAAUCUUAUUUUAUUAUAUUUUUAGCACAAUAUCAAUGGAAGUAUAUUAGUCGUUUUUACCCAUCGUACUGUUAGUUGCUCAGUAAGUACAUAUGAUUUUAUAAAAAACGUAGAUUUUAGUGUUAAUUUCAUUUCCAAUCCAAUUUCGGUUUUUGACAGUUGAUCACUAAUAAACCUGUUGGAUCAUUUCGGAGAUAAUUCUAGAGAAUAACACACGAAAAACGUCCAAAGAAAUUCUCAUUAAUUUUUUAAGCUCUGACAUGGUAUUUAAAUUAGGAAGCACCUUUCUGAUUUUUUAUACUUAUCCAGUGGUUGACUGUUAUUAAGCUUAUGGCAUCCCUUCCAGAUUUUGUCUAGUCCAUUUAUGUAAAGUAAGAAUAAAGACAUUGUUUAUUUAAU
Molecule: messenger RNA, 1845 nt
Organism: Dendroctonus ponderosae (mountain pine beetle)
Lineage: Eukaryota; Metazoa; Arthropoda; Insecta; Coleoptera; Curculionidae
Product: diencephalon/mesencephalon homeobox protein 1-B
Exons: 3
Coding region: 1-615 (204 amino acids)
Molecular function (GO): DNA binding
Source: RefSeq, a predicted model, not a curated record